Molecule: messenger RNA, 528 nt
Organism: Hansenula ciferrii
Lineage: Eukaryota; Fungi; Ascomycota; Saccharomycetes; Phaffomycetales; Wickerhamomycetaceae
Gene: SDH4
Product: CybS family protein
Exons: 1
Coding region: 1-528 (175 amino acids)
Biological process (GO): mitochondrial electron transport, succinate to ubiquinone; tricarboxylic acid cycle
Cellular component (GO): mitochondrial envelope; membrane
Molecular function (GO): ubiquinone binding; heme binding
Source: RefSeq, a predicted model, not a curated record
AUGCUUGUACCAAUAUUAUCUAGACAAAUAAAAUCCACUUUAAAUAAAUCAUUACCAAAAUCAUUAUCAUGUUCUCAGUUCCAUACAUCAACAACAAAAAAUUUUGAUAUACCAUUCUUAAAACAAAUUCCUCAACCUCCAGGUUAUAUCAUUGGUACUGUUAAUGAUGCUUAUAUUAGUCCACAUGCUUCCAAAACUCAUGGUUCUUUACAUUGGACUGUGGAAAGAAUCAUUGCUAUUGGUCUUGUACCAUUAGCUACUGUUCCUUUUAUAACUGGUUCAUUUGCUCCUGUAUUAGAUUCAAUUUUAGCAACUUCUGUAUUAGCACAUUCAUGGAUUGGUUUCCAAGCUUGUAUUAUUGAUUAUAUCCCAAAGAGAGUUUAUGGUAAACAACAUGAUUAUGCAAUGUAUUUAUUAAGUCUUGGUACUUUAAUUGCAAGUUAUGGUAUUUAUUUAAUUGAAAAAGAUGUUGGAUUAACUGGUUUAAUUGCUAAAAUCUGGACUGGUAAGAAAGAAGAAGAAAAAUAA